This is a messenger RNA of Medioppia subpectinata, 1118 nucleotides long. NCBI's taxonomy places the organism in Eukaryota, Metazoa, Arthropoda, Arachnida, Sarcoptiformes, Oppiidae. The record is from the annotation of a GenBank genome assembly.
AAUUAAAAUACAAUUCAUUCAAACAAUCGCUUCAUUUGAUCCCAAAAAUGCCUAAAAAGCGGAAACUCUUGAAGACAUCACUCGAGACCACAGAUGACGGCAAUGAAGACAACAGACGACACCCAAAGAUUUACGCGAAGAACUCAAUGGACAGAUUCGGCGACGACUUGUGUCAACUAUUAUUAUCCCAUCUCUCACUCGAAGACUGUUUUCAAUGCGAAUGUGUGUCCAAACAGUUCCAGAGGACAGUCUUCGAGAGCGUUGAUUGCAUUGAAAUUUAUAGCGAUUUAGUGAACAAAAUGAUAAAAAGACAGACAAUUGACAUCAAAAAGUUGGUCACAAUCGCCAAAAAGUGUCCAAACAUUCAGACCAUUGACUGUCGAAGAAUAGCCAACAGAUAUGAAGAACAUAUGGGGAAAGUGUUGAACACAUUUCGAGUCAAUUGCCGGCAUUUAAGAGACAUUUGCGUCAAUAUCAGGAGGAAUGGCGCGAAAUUGUUGCCAUCGUUGCCAUCAUUGGUGACACAAAUCGGCGAAUUUGAUUGGCUUCAGAACAGUGUACUCAUUCAUUGCCACCGAUUGUCACAUCUAUUUGUCUACUCGUUGGACGGAGUCUUCGACGACACUUCCAGAAGAUUACUGGUGAAGAAUUUGCACACAUUUUCAUUUCAUUAUCCUUUCAGUUGGGGAUUGGAUUCUAAGCAAAUGUUGACUCAAUUCGUGGCACACAAUCAGUCCCUCACGAGUGUUGUCGUCGGCAUCAGUAGGAGUUAUUACGACCCAAAUAAAGACAUUCCUCCCGAACUGUGCCAACAAUUGUCACGAUUAACACAAUUACGGCGAUUGACGCUUAAAUUGGAGGAAAUGAAUGACGAGAACUCGUUGUCUGAGUUUUUGCGUACAAUUGGCUUAAACUGCAAACAAUUGAAACGAUUGUCACUUCAAAUGGAUUCACCGAAAAGCCGGUGGACAGGAAAUACACUCAAUUGUUUGCAAUAUUAUCGUCGCUUAAAUCGUUUGAAUUUAACACUCGUUGAGGACAUCGAUAAUGAUUUGUUGGAACCGUUGAGUCUCUGCCACCGAUUAACACAUCUAUCGUUGGAUAUGAAGCAAAUGAGU